CCCCCCCCCCCCGCCGCAAAGCUAACAGAUUUCGUCCUGGUGCUCGCCAGCAACGGGCGGCGGUUGCCGGUGGAGACGUUUCAUCUCUAUCUCCCCGCUUGGCUGCUUCUUCUCGCUUUGCCGUGAGAGGCCCAGCGCGCAGGAUUUUAAGGCGUGCUGCUGGUGGGUGAUUUUAAGCGAAGAGACCGUGUUCUUGGGGGGCCGAGAGACAGAGCUCUCUAUCUGUCCUGUUUCCGGGUUCUUUUGGUCGAAGAGGCAGAGCUCGUCGAGGGGCAAUGGCGGAGGCGAAGCCGGAGGAGAUCAGCCAUCCGCCCAUGGAGCAGCUCCAGGGGUUUGAGUACUGCAUAGACUCCAACCCUCCCUGGGGGGAGGCGAUCAUACUUGCCUUCCAGCACUACAUACUGGCGCUUGGCACGGCGGUGAUGAUCCCGGCGGUGUUGGUUCCCAUGAUGGGUGGCGACGAUGGGGACAGGGUGCGGGUGGUGCAGACGCUGCUGUUCGUGACGGGGAUAAACACGCUGCUGCAAUCCCUCUUCGGGACGCGGCUGCCGACCGUGAUCGGCGGCUCCUACGCGUUCGUGAUCCCGAUAGUGGCCAUCAUCCAGGACUCGUCGCUCGCGGCGAUACCCGAUGGCCACGAGAGGUUCCUCGAGACCAUGAGGGCAAUACAGGGGGCACUGAUAGUGUCCUCCAGUAUUCAGAUAAUCCUGGGCUACAGCCAACUCUGGGGCAUUUUCUCCAGAUUCUUCAGUCCAGUGGGGAUGGCGCCAGUGGUUGCUCUGCUAGGAUUUGGCCUUUUCGAAAGAGGAUUCCCUGUGGUUGGGAGAUGCGUUGAGGUCGGUUUGCCGAUGCUGAUUCUCUUUGUUGUACUCUCUCAGUAUCUGAAGAAUAUACAAAUAAAAGAUAUUCCCAUACUGGAAAGGUUCUCCCUUUUCAUCUGUAUCGCGUUGGUAUGGGCAUAUGCUCAAAUCCUCACUUCAGGUGGUGCCUAUAAGAACAGCACUGAGGUCACUCAGAUCAACUGCCGCACUGACCGAGCCAAUCUGAUCUCCUCUGCUCCAUGGAUUAAGAUUCCUUACCCACUACAAUGGGGGGCACCAACCUUCAACGCUGGCCAAUCAUUUGGUAUGGUGUCUGCCGUUUUGGUCUCACUAGUUGAGUCCACAGCAUCUUACAAAGCUGCUGCUCGUCUUGCAAGUGCGACUCCACCUCCAGCUCAUAUCCUGAGUAGAGGCAUUGGAUGGCAGGGAAUCGGCAUCCUCCUUGAUGGGCUAUUUGGAACGGGCACUGGCUCCACUGUCUCAGUGGAGAACGUCGGGCUGCUUGGAUCGACAAGGAUCGGGAGCCGGCGUGUUAUACAGAUCUCUGCCGGUUUCAUGAUCUUUUUCUCCAUGCUGGGGAAAUUCGGAGCGCUGUUUGCUUCCAUCCCAUUCACCAUCUUCGCAGCCGUGUACUGCGUCUUGUUUGGGCUCGUUGCUGCGGUGGGGCUGUCCUUCUUGCAGUUCACUAACAUGAACUCCAUGCGCAACCUCUUUAUCGUGGGCGUCUCCAUCUUCCUUGGCCUAUCCGUGCCGGAGUACUUUUUCCGGUACACCAUGGCUGCUCAGCGUGGUCCUGCGCACACCAAAGCCGGAUGGUUCAACGACUACAUCAACACCAUCUUCUCAUCGCCGCCAACGGUGGGGCUGAUCGUGGCCGUGUUCCUGGACAACACGCUGGAGACCAAGGACGCAGGCAACGACCGGGGCCUGCCGUGGUGGGUGCGGUUCCGGUCGUUCAAGGGGGACAGCAGGAACGAGGAGUUCUAUAGCCUGCCGUUCAAUCUCAACCGCUUCUUCCCUCCGGCCUAGACCGGGCGGGCGAUCUUACCGCCUACCGAGAGUGAUGAAAAAGAAAAGGAGGAAGCGGCCGGUCUCUGCUUCUCUGGAUGAACUCAGAUUGCUGAGCGGAGGGAUAGUAGUAGCUGUGUGUAGUAGUAGCUGGCCAUUGUUUGAUUCGUUGAUCUGUAGUUGUUCAUGUCUUUAGAUCGUUGUUGCCUUGUUGGGAGGUCCCCCAACCCAGUAAAAAUGGUUGCCUACCGUUUUACCUCAGAUGUGUACAUCGUUGUUU
Messenger RNA from Setaria italica (foxtail millet), 2109 nucleotides. RefSeq names its product nucleobase-ascorbate transporter 2. The transcript has 14 exons. Gene Ontology annotation, molecular function: transmembrane transporter activity. Bases 276 to 1850 code for a protein of 524 amino acids. NCBI's taxonomy places the organism in Eukaryota, Viridiplantae, Streptophyta, Magnoliopsida, Poales, Poaceae. The record is from RefSeq and is a predicted model, not a curated record. Gene Ontology annotation, biological process: transmembrane transport. Gene Ontology annotation, cellular component: membrane.